Desarmillaria tabescens is the source of this 1768-nucleotide messenger RNA. RefSeq lists its product as uncharacterized. NCBI's taxonomy places the organism in Eukaryota, Fungi, Basidiomycota, Agaricomycetes, Agaricales, Physalacriaceae. The record is from RefSeq and is a predicted model, not a curated record. The transcript is spliced from 3 exons. The coding region runs from base 229 to 1383 and encodes 384 amino acids.
AGCGACGCGUCCAUCCACGUGAUCUCAUCAUGGUUUUUCCGAUUUCAAGCUCUACGAUCUCUCCAGCGCAUCACUGUCACCACCCAAGACGCAGAAUUUGAGGCCUGGCGUCCACCAGAAUUUGUCAAUAAUCGUGACCGCCAACUUCAAGUACGUCGGAUCAUCGGAAUCAAGAUACUUCUUUCGAUAAUAGAACGUCUUCCAAUACGCCAUCUUUGCUCGCGCAGUAUGGAAGAUUUGGUUCAAGCUAGUACAACAACACGCCAUUCCCUUAGUAUUCCGCCUGAACUCAUCGACGAAAUCAUCGAUUACCUCUGGGAUGACAAAGACGCGCUCAUCGCCUGUUCUUUCGUCUGCCGACUGUUCUACCUCCGCACCCGCGUACACCUUUUACACAGCAUCGAGCUCAAGCACACACCCGAUGAUUCGUUAUCCCAAAGCAUUCUCUCGUACAUCAAGAGCAUCACGAUCAGCCGAGGCUCCGGUCCAAUCCCCAGCCUAACCCCAUUCCUAUCAUCCCUCCCAAACCUAACCGCGCUCCUCCUCGACAGACUCCAAUUUCCCGAUCCAUGGUCACUCCACCACCUCAUCUGUCAGCUCCCCGGGUUGACGAGCCUCGAAUUGAGCGCGAUACGAUUCCGGCAGGAUUUCCUGGUCGAGCUCGGGAGCGUUGGUAGCGGGUUGCUUCCAAGGAUCAACAAGAUAUCGAUGUGGGCAAUGUCGUUCCAUAUUUCCUUCAUGGAGUUCCUCAUCCAUCGGCGAGAGCUACGAGCGGUAUAUGCAGAUUCCCUGCACGAGCUUUGUAUCAUCUACCCUCGUGGGGAAUACCUCCCCUCGAUAUGCGCGUUUGUCCGUGCAGCGUCGAGGUCAUUGAGGAGCUUGGAUAUUCGUAUCCGUAGAGUUAGUGAAUACGUAAUGUCGGGAUGGCCGGCUCAGCUUGACGUACUUCCCCUGACGAUGCCGACUUUGAAGAUCGAGAUGGAGUGUAGUCAACGUGGUUGGCAUAUGAAAGCCAUGAGAUGGUUGCUCGAUUCUCUGACUGGCGCUGAUGAACCCAUCAUGGUGGAGACACUUAUGUUGGUGGUCGUUCCUCCCACGCUUUAUGAUGGCCACACUAUGGAUGACGGUGAUUGGGUGAGGCAAUGGUCAAGGUUAGAUGAGAUCCUAUCAGGCCCAGACAUGAAGGAUUUUCAACGGUUGAAUGUGGCAUUUAAGCCUCACGUUGAUUACCCUUCUCCCUGGGAAGGAUCGCAUCUCAUAGAGUGGCUCCAUAAAACGCUCCCGCUCAUGAAUAAGAGAAACAUGCUCGAUGUCGAUAUCGUCGAGGAUACAAUUGAAAGGGUUUGUUCACAAAUUAGCGUAAACCGCGAGUCUGAUUCUUAGCUUGACAGUAGUUAUCUCGCGUUCAAUAUGUAUCCGACGACCAUCCCCUCUGGUAGUAACAUAUAUCAAUAAUCAGAUCAUUAUUCUAUAUCAACUAGAGCUCAAUAUUCUGACGGAUCGAUGGACAAACUCACCACGACUUAAACCACCCAUUCGAUAAUUCGACAAGGAGAGCUAUGAUUCGGCAGGAAGCUUCGAAUGACAGAAAAACUCGAAAUGUUAUAGGUAUUGGUACAUUUGCUACUACCCAGCAAUAUUGUUUUCUCCAGCUAUUUAUGUAUCUAACGAACGAAUGCACUUUACGAGAUCACCAAGACGCUCUGAUUCACGAGGAAUUGCCUGCUCCAUUAGAAGCUAAAGGCGUUCUGUUUGAAGAAAAUAUGAG